Notothenia coriiceps (black rockcod) is the source of this 479-nucleotide messenger RNA. Its product is annotated as aldehyde oxidase 3-like. The record is from RefSeq and is a predicted model, not a curated record. Lineage: Eukaryota; Metazoa; Chordata; Actinopteri; Perciformes; Nototheniidae. The transcript has 6 exons. Bases 54 to 479 code for a protein of 141 amino acids. Gene Ontology annotation, molecular function: oxidoreductase activity; iron ion binding.
UAACGGGAACUAAGUCUGGCUGCGGGGGGGGAGGCUGCGGGGCGUGCACCGUCAUGGUGUCCCGCUACCAACCUGCCACCAAAACCAUCAUGCAUUUCUCAGCGAACGCCUGCCUGCUGCCGCUCUGCUCGCUGCAGGGAGCCGCCGUCACCACCGUGGAGGGGGUCGGCAGCACCAAGAGCCGCAUUCACCCAGUGCAGGAGCGGAUAGCGAAGGCUCACGGCUCUCAGUGCGGUUUCUGCACCCCGGGCAUGGUGAUGUCGAUGUACACCCUGCUGAGGAACAAACCUCAGCCCAGCAUGGAGGACAUCACACAGCACCUCGCCGGAAAUCUGUGUCGCUGUACUGGAUAUCGGCCCAUUAUCGACGGCUGCAGGACUUUCUGUCAGGAAGAAAACUGCUGUCAAGCUAAUGGAGCCGGAGACUGUUGCCUCAAUGGAGACAAAAAUGAUGAUGAAGCAGAGCGUAGAGGUGAGUAG